Messenger RNA from Paramecium octaurelia, 1252 nucleotides. The record is from the annotation of a GenBank genome assembly. NCBI's taxonomy places the organism in Eukaryota, Ciliophora, Oligohymenophorea, Peniculida, Parameciidae.
AUGGGGGGGUGUGAUAGUUCUGCAGCUUCUAAGGAUUGUGUAUAAGCCAUGCCUUCGAGGUAUUUUUUUUUGGAAUUAUCACAGGUCAUAGUGUUAUCAUUGUAAAAGAAAUGGUUAAAACCUGUUGAAAGCAGCUUGUGGUCAUGUAUAUCAUGAGAUUUGCCUUAUCUCUAAAAGAAAUGAUUCGAAUAAAUGCAAUUGUGGCAAGGAGAUUGGUUAAUUAAAUAAGAUUGAUGAAAAGGUUCAUCAGUUAUUUUUAUCAUACUAAGCUCAAGUGAUAGUGUAAAGGAAUUAGAAUAAAUUAUAAAUGAAUGAGAAAAAAUAAUAGCAAUUUUUUCAUUGUCCUAAAAAAGGGUGUUCCUUUUAUUUUAUUUAGGACCAGAAGCCAGGACAGGCUUAUAACCUAGAAUACUUUUGUGAUUAAUGUAAUAUCAAGCUUCGAUAUGACCAAAAGAAAAGUGAUAACAUUAAUGAGAUAAGUAAUGCACAAACAAAUCAAUAGCAAGUACUUUCAUAAUAAAGUACAAAGACCAAGAUAGAUCCUUAAGAACAAUUGCAACUAUUAAUUGAAGCUAAUCAAUAACAAUUUACAUUUUGCAAAAAUAAUUGUGGAUUUGUUUAUAUAGAAAAUAAUUCUUACGAUACUAGCAAUAGUCUCUGUGAAAAUUGCGACUACUGUCAUAAAUGCACUAGAUAGCUUUUCUCAGAUUUUAUUAGCAUUAAAAAUUGUAAGCAUAGAUUUCACUUGUUAUGUGCAAAUACAUUAAUUAUCAAUCCUGAUAAAUUAGAAUCAUUGAAAUGUAAGUGUGAAAGACUUAUAGAUGAUGAAGAUAUCAAAAUUGAACUUAACAUAAAGUGUAUAAUUUGUGGAAAGUAUGAUACAAAUUUAAAGAAAUUACCUUGCAAUCAUUAUAUCCAUUUAGAUUGUAUUUUUGAUAAUUCAAUCUAAUUUAGCGAUUUUAGAUGUUGCAUUUGUAAAAUACCAAUUCUUGAAUUUUUAUAAAGUCCUUAACAUAAACACAUUCACGAUAAAAUAAAAAUAAAAAAUAUUGAAAGGAUGCUUAUGUAAAUUGAAAAUGAUUGCUUCAUAUGUUACAGUCAAACUGAAGAAGCUCUUUUGAACACUUAAUGCAAUCACAAAGUUCAUUCUUCUUGUCUAAAAAGAAGAUAAUCAGAAAUAAAUGACAAGUAGUAAUUCCUAAGUUGUAGUUGUGGAACAUAAAUUAUCGAUUUACGCCCAAAAAUAAAAUGA